CUGACAAGACUGGAGGAGCGGAGCAGCACCCAACUCUCGGCACCAACUCCCUCUCCGCACACAAUCUGAGGCCAAGGUGUCACGGCAUUAAGACCCUGCCAGCUACUACCAGACGUUAUCUCUAGGCGUCGAUAUACAGCUUCCUCUAAGCGACGCCGAGAAUUAUUUCCAAGACUGCGGUAACACACCCCUUUACCAGAAGAGGCAGCUCAUAUUGCACUCACUUGCCGCCUGGGAAUUUAAGUUGGACCGGAUACCGUUACCAUGGAGAAGAAUAGCUGCAGCGUUUCUCCAUCCUCAUUCACGCGCCGCCCAUCAUGUCUUCCGGCGCGAACAUGGACUUCGUCGAGGCCGCUCAAGGCGGGGCCGCUAAAGAACUAAAUGAAGAAAAGAUCCUGUCGAAGACAGAUUCCGAUAUUGACCACAAGUCUGAUGAUCUGAUUGGCCCUAAUGGCGAGCAAUACCCCACAGCGGAGGAGAUGGCCACGCUACGCCGCGUUUAUGGCAAAAUCAACUGGAUGAUCUACAUCAUCGGUAUUGUGGAGAUGUGUGAACGCUUCGCCUAUUACGGCACCACUGCUGUUUUUGUGAACUUCAUCCAGCAAGAUCUACCUACGGAAGGCCCGUUCCCCGAGGCGGGAGCGGCAGGCACGGAUGGUCAAGCCGGAGCCUUGGGCAUGGGUCAACGCGCUUCCACGGGCCUGGUUCAAUUCAACCAGUUUUGGUCCUAUGUAAUGCCUAUGGUUGGUGGAUGGCUCGCCGACGAAUACUGGGGUCGCUUCAAGACGAUCAAUGUCGCAAUCGUGAUCGCAACUGUCGGCCAUAUCCUCAUCAUCAUUGCCGCCAUUCCAGCAGUCAUCCAAAACCCGCAUGGCGCUCUCGCUUCGUUUAUCCUUGGCCUGAUUCUGUUCGGCACUGGUGUUGGCUUCUUCAAAUGCAACAUUUCGCCUUUGAUCGCCGAACAGUAUGAAGCCGAACACCCAAGGCCACUCAUCCGGACCGAACCAAGCGGUGAGCGCGUUAUUGUCGAUCCGGGCCUAACCAUCUCACGCGUCUAUCUCCGCUACUACCAGUUGAUCAAUGUCGGGGCACUGAUCGGCCAGAUUAGUAUGGUGUAUGCGGAGAAGUAUGUUGGGUUCUGGCUCUCAUUCACUCUGCCGACAAUUUUAUUCGUCCUCUGCCCUAUCCUCAUGCUCGUCUGCCGUAAACACUAUGUGCGAAGGCCGCCAAGCGGAGACGUCUUGGUCAAGGCUUCAAGACUCUAUGGCCUGGCAAUGAAGGGGCGAUGGUCUCUCAACCCAGUGAAAACGUGGAACAAUCUCAAGGCCGCGGAUAAGUGGGACGUGGUCAAGCCCAGCAAUAUGUCCACCAAACCGUCCUGGAUGACCUUCGACGAUGCAUGGGUUGACGAAGUCCGUCGUGGCUUCAAGGCUUGCUACGUCUUCCUCUGGUAUCCAAUCUUCUGGCUUCCAUAUGGACAAAUGACGAGCAACCUGGUCAGUCAAGCAGCGACCAUGAAGCUAAAUGGCGUUCCGAAUGACGUGGUCCACAACCUCAACCCCUUCACCCUGAUCAUCUUUAUUCCGGUCUUCGACAAGUUCAUCUAUCCUGCAAUUGCUCGCAUGGGCUUCCACUUUACUCCGCUGAAGAAGGUCAACGCCGGUUUCGUCUGCGCGUGUCUUUCUAUGAUCGUCGCGGCCGCCAUCCAGCACUUCAUCUACGAAAAGUCGCCCUGCGGGACGUCAGCCAGCUCCUGCGAAACGCCGCCCGAGCUCUCGGUUUGGGUGCAGACACCCGCCUAUGUUCUCAUCGCUUUCUCCGAGAUCUUCGCCUCCAUCACCGGCCUUGAGUACGCGUACACGAAGGCGCCGAAGAAUAUGAGAUCUCUCGUUACGGGAGUGUUUUGGUUUACCCACGCGUUCUCGUCGGCUGUUGCACAAGCCUUCGUACCUCUAGCCGACGAUCCGUUGCUGGUGUGGCUGUAUACGACGAUUGCUAUCAUCACUUUUGUUGGAGGUAUGGGCUUCUGGUGGAAUUUCAGGUCGCUGGAUGAGCAAGACGAUAAGCUGAACGCGCUUCCGGAGGGAGAAUAUACGUUCGGAAAGGACGCAGCGAAGAGGGGGCCGGUUGAGAGCAGUGAGGUUUGACGAAGCGCUUGGUGCUGCACUAUUCGGGAAAGUUAUGGGAAGUGAUCAUUUAACUCUCGUUUGUGUUCAGUUGGCGGAGACUGUCACUACCUAGGCAAACCUCUCGAAGACGUUAGUCCUGUCUUUCGCGAUGGUGCCACGCAUUUUGUGAAUUGUUUG
Trematosphaeria pertusa is the source of this 2306-nucleotide messenger RNA. RefSeq names its product PTR2-domain-containing protein. The record is from RefSeq and is a predicted model, not a curated record. Gene Ontology annotation, cellular component: membrane. Lineage: Eukaryota; Fungi; Ascomycota; Dothideomycetes; Pleosporales; Trematosphaeriaceae. Gene Ontology annotation, biological process: transmembrane transport. Gene Ontology annotation, molecular function: dipeptide transmembrane transporter activity. Bases 318 to 2147 code for a protein of 609 amino acids. The transcript is spliced from 3 exons.